CAUUUCUUCCUCACACAAACCCACGACUUUUUAUUGUCUGAGAACAUCAUUAUCCUCUACCUAUGGAGGAGGAGAAGAAGUGGGAAUUAGAAGAAGCUCCAAUCCAUGGAGAUGUCUUAGAGGCUGUCCUAUCGCGUGUGCCUCUCAUCGAUCUCGUGCCUGCAUCCCAAGUGUCCAAGCCAUGGGAAUCUGCCGUUGUCUCCUCUCUUCGACACCUCAAUCCAAUCAAGCCGUGGCUCAUUGUCCACACUCAGACCACCCGGCACCCGUAUGCUACCACCACCCACGCGUACGACCCGCGCUCCGACCUGUGGGUGGAAAUCGAGCAGCCGCCUAUCAAGCAUGUCUCGGUUCUCCGGUCUUCUCACUCGACCCUCCUCUACAUGCAGUCCCCCUUCAAAUUCGCCUUCUCUUUCGACCCCCUCCACCUGAUGUGGCACCUCGCCGACGCUCCGAUCGCGUGGCGAACCGAUCCGAUCGUCGCUCUAGUGGGCCAACAUAUCGUCGUCGCUGGCGGCGUGUGUGACUUCGGGGACGACCCGCUCCCGAUGGAGAUCUACGACCUCCGGACCGGUAGGUGGGAAACGUGCGAGUCGCUGCCCUCCAUCCUCAAGGACUCCGCUGCUUCGACGUCGCUCUCUAUAGCCGUGGACGAGCAGAGAAUGUACGUGACGGAGAAAACCUCCGGCGUGACUCACUCUUUCGAUCCCAGCAACAAGACCUGGCAUGGAGCGUACAAUCUGCGACCUGGUACGAACGUUUUUUCCUCCGUGAUCGGAUUCCUCAACGACCGUAUGGUGGUGGUAGGCCUGAUCGGAGACGCAGAGAAUGUCAAAGGCGUAAAAUUGUGGGAAGUCAGGAAGGGAACAGAAACGGUGGAUUUGAGGGAGAUGGGUGAGAUGCCAAUGAAGCUGGUGGAAAAGCUAAAGGGCGCGAGCCCUCGUCUACGGAAUAUUGCUAUCUCGUCGAUGGGUAAUUUGGCGUACUUGCACAAUCCAUCAGAGCCAGGGGAGUUGAUCUUGUGCGAGGUAACCGACGGCGCAAAAUGCAAGUGGGGGAGUGUACGGAACGUGGUCGUGAACGAGGUCAAUCGGAUGCAGACUUUGGCGUUCACGUGUUCGAACGUAGGACUCGGAGAUUUGCAGGCGGCGUUUAGUUCUGGGGAUCGGAGAUUCAUUCGCUGUUGAUUCGUUGAAUGACCGGGAGACCGUGGACAUGCACUACCAGAGCCAUUUCCUAGGAAAUUAUUAUAUUGCAUUUGGAAUUAAACAUUAAAAAAGAAUGAUUCUCCGAUCUGUAGAUGAAGGAUGAUUCCGGAUUACGUGGCUCCAUUUGGAGUGGAGGCUUCAUUUAGUUACCGUCGGCUUUUCUUGUCUUUUGUUUGGUGAUUUGGCCUUUUUUAUUUAUUUAUUUAUUUUUCUUUUUAUUUUUUUAUCUUUUUUUUUGUUUAUAAACAUUUAUUUUUCUUUUCAUGUAUAAUAGAUGGCUAUUUCUGCUGCUUCUUUAUU
This is a messenger RNA of Carya illinoinensis, 1508 nucleotides long. RefSeq names its product F-box/kelch-repeat protein At1g23390-like. Lineage: Eukaryota; Viridiplantae; Streptophyta; Magnoliopsida; Fagales; Juglandaceae. The transcript has a single exon. Gene Ontology annotation, cellular component: cytosol; nucleus. The record is from RefSeq and is a predicted model, not a curated record. Gene Ontology annotation, molecular function: protein binding. Gene Ontology annotation, biological process: proteasome-mediated ubiquitin-dependent protein catabolic process. The coding region runs from base 63 to 1187 and encodes 374 amino acids.